This is a messenger RNA of Fundulus heteroclitus (mummichog), 3768 nucleotides long. It is a transcript of the gene pigo, whose product is annotated as phosphatidylinositol glycan anchor biosynthesis, class O. Lineage: Eukaryota; Metazoa; Chordata; Actinopteri; Cyprinodontiformes; Fundulidae. Bases 364 to 3642 code for a protein of 1092 amino acids. The record is from RefSeq and is a predicted model, not a curated record. The transcript is spliced from 10 exons. Gene Ontology annotation, cellular component: endoplasmic reticulum membrane. Gene Ontology annotation, biological process: GPI anchor biosynthetic process. Gene Ontology annotation, molecular function: mannose-ethanolamine phosphotransferase activity.
CGGGGACUUCCGCCGGGUUCCCCUGCCCGGAACGUGAACGUAGCCGUCCCAAUGAAGGUGACGGCGCCUCCUGCCUGCCCCGUGGUCACCUGAGACACCUGGAGCUCCGUGUUUUCCCCACGCACACACGGCUCCACGGCCGCCGCCGGGUAGAGGGGCGUGAAAUCCCGGCCGAUCCAAGGUCAGCGGCGGAAACGGGGGGUUUUUUGGUCAAAGCCGCGGCUGCUCGGGGGAUGUUAGCUGGCUUCACCUGUUCACCUGAGCACCGAGCGACGGGUCGGUUCCGUGGACCUUCACCAACCGCUUUCAGCAUCUUCGCGUGGAAGUUAUCGCCGACAGGCUCGUGGACGUGUUGGCUCCGGGAUGACGGGGCGGACGGUCCUGCCGCUGCUCCUCUGGCUGUGCGCCGCGUACUUCGUGGGCAUCUACCUGUUCGUGGGCGGCUUCCUGCUGGUGCGGCUGGAGGUGAACCGGACCAGCGGCUGCGCGGACGUGCUGCAGCCCGGAGAGGAGCCGCUGGACUUCUGCCAGGCGCCGCCGCGCUUCCGCCGGACCGUCGUCCUCAUCAUCGACGCGCUGAAGAUCGACUUCGCCCGGUUCGACCCCACCAACGCGUCGCCGCGACCCCACGAGAACAAGCUGCCGGUGCUGCAGGAGACGCUGUCGGCCAGGCCCGCGCACAGCCGCCUGUACGCGUUCCGGGCCGACCCGCCCACCACCACCAUGCAGAGGAUCAAGGGCUUCACCACGGGCUCCCUGCCGACCUUUGUGGACGUUGGCAAUAACUUUGCGUCCAGCGCCAUCUUGGAGGACAACCUCAUCCACCAGCUGGGGCGGAUGGGUAAACGGGUGGUGUUCAUGGGCGACGACACCUGGGAGAACCUUUUCCCCAGGAAGUUCCACCGCUCUCUGCCGUUCCCGUCCUUCAACGUGAAGGAUCUGCACACGGUGGACAACGGCAUCCUGCAGCACCUCUACACCACUAUGGUGGGGGACGACUGGGACGUGCUGCUGGCCCAUUUCCUCGGCGUGGACCACUGCGGGCACCGGUUUGGGCCCGACCACCCCGCCAUGGCCGACAAGCUCACGCAGAUGGACGGUGUGAUCAGGUCUGUGAUGGAGCGGCUGCAGGACGACACCCUGCUGGUGGUGAUGGGCGACCACGGCAUGACGGACACGGGGGAUCACGGCGGGGAAAGCCAGAAGGAGACGGAUGCCGCGCUCUUCCUUUAUAGCCCCUCCCCCAUCUUCGCCGGACCGCCGUCUCAGGACGAGCCAGACGUCGUUCCCCAGACGGACCUGGUUCCCACUCUGGCUCUGUUGUUGGGGAUACCGAUCCCCUUCAGCAGCGUGGGCCAGGUCCUCCUGCCUCUGUUCCCCCCGCACCAACAGGCAGGAGGCGCAGCGGGACGUCCCAGCCAGCUGGAGGCGCUGUGGAUCAACACCAAACAGGUCAACCGGUUCCUGGAGACGUACUCGGCUCUGGCCAGAGACAUCAGCCCGGAGCGCCUCGCCGAGCUGAAGGCCGACUUCGCCCGCCUCGCCGCCUCCUACCUGGGCUCGGUGGGGGAAGGGCGGCCGCCCCCGCCGCAGCUGGCCUCCUCCCUGCAGGCCUACCUCACCUCUGUGAGGGACACCUGUCGUUCCACCUGGGCGCGCUUCAACCCGCUGAAGAUGGCCGGCGGUCUGGCCGUCCUGGCGCUCGCCUGCCUGACGUGCUUCGUGACGUCGGAGCUGUCCGUGGUGCUGACGCAGGAGAAACGGGCGGGGCUGAAGGCCCCGGCGGCCGUGGCGUUGGCGGCGGCGGCGGGCGUGGCGGCGGCCCAGCUGCUGACUCGGGGUUACGUGGAGGCGGCGUGGUGCCUGGCGGCGGGGACCGUCGGCUCCCAGCUCCUCUUCCUCUGGAGGGCCUGGCGGCUGGGCGGCCCCGUCGUUUUAAAGAACGGCGCCCGAGCCUCCAGGCUCUCGCGGUGGCUCUCCCCGCGCCGCCUCCUGGUCCCGUCCGUGGCGGUGCCGCUGCUCCGGUGCGCCUCCCUGUUCUCCGACAGCUACGUCAUCUACGAGGGCCGGGUCGUGACCUUCCUCCUGCUCUCGCUGGCUCUCUACGUUCCCGUCCAUCUGAACUGGAACGGCCAUCUCCUGCCUCCCACCCCGGACCCCCUGAAGUCUGCGGGGCUGCUGCCGUCCCCCGCUCUGUCCCCGGCGGCGGUCAGGAAGGAGAGCGGCACGCUGUGCGGCUGCCUGGGGCUCCUGGUCGUCUGCGCCUACCUCUCCCUCUGCUUUCACGGCUGCAGGGAGGAGCAGGGCCUCUGCCAGCCGUCGCCGUUCCUCUCGCCGCUCUCGCGGCUGCAGGACAACCAGCUGAAGAACCUGUACUACGGCGUCUCGGUCGCCUCCCUGGCGGUCUGCGCCUACCUGCUGCGGCUCUGCCUGUGUCACUACGGCAACCUCAACGCGUCGGGCGGCGCCGUGUUCGCCGCCCGCUGGGUCCUGCCGCUGCUGUGCGUCUGCGCGGGGCUCCACUGGGCCGUGAGCGCCGCGCCGGAGGACGGCUUCAGGAAGCUGGCCGAGCUGAUCCGGGUGGCGCAGCUGGCCCUGCCCCGGGCCGCCUUCUGCCUGCUGGGGGCGGGGCUCUCCCUCGUCUGGGCGGACCCCCUCACCGUCUUCGUGAAGGCCAGGCCCGCGGCGUCGGCCAGGAGCUCCGCCCUCCCGCCGCCCCGCUACCGAGCCAGCACCGGCAUCAGCCCGCAGGCCGAGCUGCACCACCUCAUCCCGCAGAUCUACCAGCGCAUGCGGCGCUCCCUGGAGGACGGCGAGGCCGGCGGCGGCGGCGGCGAGGAGGACCACCGGCCCGCCGUGGAGGCCUACGGCCUGGGAACGGUCUACUCCGCCCCGCUGCUGCUCUUCUGCGGCCUGCUGGGAGUCGGGCUGCUGCUGCUGCACCCGGAGGGCAUGACCCUGUCCUUCCUGCUGCUGCUGCUGGAGAUGGCGGCUCUGCUGCACAUCCACGCCUCCUCCAGCACCCUGAGCGGCGCCGCCGGCUCUGACCCGGGUGGGUUCAGCGUGCCAUGGACGCCGGUGGUGGCGUGGGCGCUGGCUGCCACCCAGUUCUUCCACGCCACCGGUCACCUGCCCACCUUCCCGUCCAUCCAGUGGGGCGCUGCCUUCGUGGGGUUCCCCGAUGGACACGCGGGGACCAUAUUACCAGCCUCCCUGGUUACCCUCAACACGUUUGCCUCGCACAUCUUGUUUGCAGCUGCCUGCCCUCUGCUGCUGUUCUGGCCUCUGGUGCGUGAGCUCAGAGGGAGCCGGGCUGGAAGAGGCUGCGGGGACGAAGGCGAGGACGCCGUGAUGGAGAUGAGGCUGAGGGAGAACCCCCGGCAGUUCGCCGCCGCUCUGCUGCAGCUCGCCGCGCGCUACCUCUUCGUCCUCGGAGCACAGGCGUUGUCGUCAGUCUGCGCCGCCGCUAUCCUCAGGAGACACCUGAUGGUGUGGAAGGUUUUUGCUCCAAAGCUGAUGUUCGAGGCCUGCGGGUUCCUGGUCAGCAGCGUCUUUCUGCUGGUCGGCGUCACGCUGGUGCUCAGAGUCGACGUGGCCGUGGGCCGCUGGUUCAAAACGCUCGUCCCGGACGCCUCCAGGUAGCAGCGGCACCGCCGAAGCCCGGCGGGCGCGACGCGACCGGGAGGAGCUGGACCUGUGAGGGACAGACGGACGCCUGGACACCAGAACUUUGGACUCUUCAUCAAAGCUGCCUCACAGAGGAGGAGA